CUUUGAGACUGGGUGUAUAAAGGGGAGCAUCCUGCCAUCAGGCGCUUACGGCCCUCUCAUCAUCUCAGUAUCUCAGUUGGGUUUGUUAAUCAACAUACACUCCUUCAAUCACCCAACUCUCUCCUAAUUUCUCUUUGCCCCCCGAAAUUAUCACCCUUAUCAAAAGAUCUUAAUCACUCGCUCAAGAUGGUCAACUUCUUCUCCUUCGUCUUUGUUGCAAGUGCUUUAUCUAUGGCUGCUGCGGACAGCAAGAUAUCAGUUAUCACCGAAGAAACCUUGCUAGGACCCCAAACCUUGACUGCCAUCACAAGUCCACUUCUUGAGAAGAGGGACCCGAGCCCGGAGCUCGACAAGCGAGGCUUUUUGGGCAACUUGCUUGAGCUCCCCACCUCGAUCAUCUCAGAGGUCCUCCCUGUUGCCACCCGAACCGUUCCGGAGCCCAUCAACGUCCGCGCUUCAGCCCGAGUUUCUUUCAAGCAGAUCAAAGUGCACGCUUAUCUCUUAGACACCCUCAAUGCAAUUUUGCCCCACACCCACGCCAUCCGAAGGCUUUGUACCGGCACCGUAAACCCUGACGCUGAUGAACUUAGUUGGCAAUUAGUCACUGAGCUCCGAGCAAUUUUCGAAAUCCUCAACGGAUGUCUGUACAAAGUUAAAACCUGCGGAAAGGCCCCAACUCCCAGUGGAAUUCCUGGCGGAAGGACUCCGACUCUGGAUGACAUUUGCCAGCUGUUCUUCAAAAUCAUGUGUGAAAUCAGGGAGUGCUGCAAGUUGAUUGGCUCGUUGUGCAUCAAGUACAAAACCGUCCGCCGAGUGUGCCAAGAUACUUUGAGACAAAUCUGCGGCUGCCUCUCGAACAUUGCCGUCAGAUGUGGUGUCGAGGUUGGAGAUAUGUCCAGCGGCCUGGGAUCUCGCUUCGCCACCGUCCCGAACUUCUUUACCGGUAUCCAGUUUGGAUUCAGCGCCUUCCCCAGCAUCCUAGGAAACGCCAAUGCUUCGUUUUCUUUCAACGCUUCCCUAUAGGGAGCUUUUGCAUUCCGUUACGGCACACCAUGACUUGAGCGUUGCGACUUAUGUCGCAUGCCACCUAUUUACAUGCAUUGGAUGUAUUCAUCUUUAUUUUUGUUUUUCUCAACACACCUUAAUUUAUCAUUUUCUCUGGAUACUACGUUAAUACCUGUGUCACAAUGAACCGUUUUGAAUUUUUGACCGGCAAUUUAUUUCUUCCUUUAAACCAACCGCGUCACAAAACCACCGGUAGUUUAGUCAUGUUUUUGUUGAUGGAUUAUCACAAUUUGUGCCACAACCUCACAAUGAGUUGAAUUUUCAACCCACAUGCCACAUCAACA
Messenger RNA from Puccinia graminis f. sp. tritici CRL 75-36-700-3, 1349 nucleotides. RefSeq lists its product as uncharacterized. NCBI's taxonomy places the organism in Eukaryota, Fungi, Basidiomycota, Pucciniomycetes, Pucciniales, Pucciniaceae. The record is from RefSeq and is a predicted model, not a curated record. The transcript is spliced from 5 exons. The coding region runs from base 187 to 1023 and encodes 278 amino acids.